Nothoprocta perdicaria is the source of this 975-nucleotide messenger RNA. RefSeq names its product canopy FGF signaling regulator 3 (gene CNPY3). The transcript is spliced from 6 exons. The coding region runs from base 1 to 903 and encodes 300 amino acids. Gene Ontology annotation, molecular function: signaling receptor binding. The record is from RefSeq and is a predicted model, not a curated record. Lineage: Eukaryota; Metazoa; Chordata; Aves; Tinamiformes; Tinamidae. Gene Ontology annotation, cellular component: endomembrane system.
AUGGUGCCCUUCCCUCCCUUCCCGGCUUGUAUCACCGCAGCGAUCGACUCCAGCCUCCGCGCCUCAAGGCAUCUCCUUUGCAAGGGGAGCUCUUCCUGCCCGGUAGCUAAGGAGCCUCCCUUUUCUUCCGGCUCUUUUCUUCCAAAGCAGCCCUGGUCGCCGGCACAAAACAGCCCGCCUGCUCGAGAGCUGCAGAGCCUGACGCCUGGCUGUGCUUUGUGCCCCACAGUGUGCAAGUUCGUGGCGCUGGAGCUGAAAUCCGCUUUCGAGGAGACGGGCAAGACCAAGGAGGUGAUCGACACGAAGUAYGGCUUCCUGGAUGGGAAGGGCUCGGCCGUCAAGUACACACAGUCGGAUGUGCGGUUAAUUGAGGUGACGGAGAACAUCUGCAAGAGGCUCCUGGACUACAACCUGCACAAGGAAAGGAGUGGCAGCAACAGGUUUGCAAAGGGCAUGUCGGAGACGUUCGAGACGCUGCACAACCUGGUGCACAAGGGCGUCAAGGUGGUCAUGGACAUUCCCUACGAGCUGUGGAACGAGACCUCAGCGGAGGUGGCCGACCUCAAGAAGCAGUGCGACGUGCUGGUGGAGGAGUACGAGGAYGUCAUCGAGGACUGGUACCGGCACCACCAGCAGGAAGACCUCUCGCAGUUCCUCUGCGCCGACCGCGUGCUCAAAGGGAAGGACGCAAGCUGCCUGGCAGAGACGUGGACGGGCAAGAAGGGCGACCCGGCCAGCGUAGGGCAGAAGCAGAGCAAGAAAAAGAGCGGCAGGAAGAAGAAGAAAGGCAGCAAGGAGCAGAGCGCGGGAGCCAGCAGCCUGCYGGGCAGGGAGGAGAGCCCCGAGGAGAGCGGGGUGCAGGAGGAGGCCCCGCUCGCGCACAGCCCCGCCGACGAGCUCUAGGCGUGGGGGCCUCUGCGCAGCGCCCCAUGCUGAAGGACAAGGGCUCUGGGCGCCACGUACCUGACUGCUCCG